This is a messenger RNA of Mauremys reevesii (Reeves's turtle), 830 nucleotides long. Its product is annotated as histone H2A.J. Lineage: Eukaryota; Metazoa; Chordata; Testudines; Geoemydidae. Gene Ontology annotation, cellular component: nucleosome. The record is from RefSeq and is a predicted model, not a curated record. The transcript has a single exon. The coding region runs from base 391 to 780 and encodes 129 amino acids. Gene Ontology annotation, molecular function: protein heterodimerization activity; DNA binding; structural constituent of chromatin.
AUUUUGCUGGUUCAGGCAUUUUUGACAGCUUCUGCUUUACCACGUGCUUCACUCACUCACACCCACCGGUAUUCAGCGUGAAUAAGACGAACCACUGCUACUACUGCAGUAUUUAUAGAUAUCUUAUGCAAAUAAACGACUCUCCUUGAUGAUUUACUAUUGGGUGGACGUACAAGAGACGUCUCCACGGCACAUCGAAUCCCACUAUUGGUCAGAGUUGGAUCCGCGUCUCCAUUGGCUGUUUAGAUACUAACGCUACUUCAGCCUAUCAAAAACCGCUUCCAUCUUCAAAUAAAACGUAUAUAAGGGUAGAGUGGGCUAUAGUCAGAUCAUUCGCAUUUUUUUUGCUUCUUUUGUUGCUGUGAGUGCUGCUUAAAGCGAUCAUCAAUCAUGUCAGGCCGAGGAAAACAGGGAGGUAAAGUGCGAGCUAAGGCGAAGUCUCGCUCCUCGCGGGCUGGGCUGCAGUUCCCAGUGGGCCGUGUGCACCGGCUGCUCCGCAAAGGUAAUUACGCUGAGCGGGUCGGGGCUGGAGCUCCGGUCUAUAUGGCCGCGGUGCUGGAGUAUCUGACCGCUGAGAUUCUGGAGCUGGCUGGCAAUGCGGCGCGGGAUAAUAAGAAAACCAGGAUCAUCCCCCGUCACCUGCAGCUCGCCAUCCGUAACGACGAGGAGCUCAACAAGCUGCUAGGGAAAGUGACGAUCGCUCAGGGAGGUGUCCUGCCCAACAUCCAGGCUGUGCUGCUACCCAAGAAAACCGAGAGUCACAAGGCUAAGAGCAAGUAAAACCCGAAAAAGAAUCUUAACUCAAAAAAAAAAAAACCCAAAGGCUCUUU